AUACGUCACUUCCGUCAGUCAAAAGCGGGAGCAAGGUUGAAAUCUCUGUGAAUUGCAAAAUGCCGAAGUCCAAAGAAUUCUUGUCAACAUCUGAUGAUUCAGAGUCCGACAGUGAAGCUCCCAAGCCAAAAAAGAAAAAGGUAGAAUCUUCUCCAGCUAAGGCUGUGCAGCCAAAGAAAUCCACCAAAGAAGAAAAAUCUUCAGAAGUCUCCAGUAGAGUGGAAAGAGGACCUAAUGGGGAGUACAUGUUUCAGAUUUCACAGAAUCGCUAUGCAACGGUGAGUGAGUUUCGCGGGAAAGCUUUGGUUGGAAUUCGUGAAUAUUAUAUGAAUGAUGGCAAACAACUUCCCACCAAAAAAGGUAUCAGCUUAAAUCCUCAGCAGUGGCAUGCCCUGAAGGAGCACAUUGAUGACAUUGAUAAAGCUUUGCACGAAAUCAGCAGGUGAAGACUUCAUCUUCAGGGAUCCGAAUCAUCUCUUGGCACAGAGGAGCAGAAUGCUUUCAGUGCUAAAGACUUUUCAGUCUAAUAAGAUAUUUUUGAAGAAAAGUAUGUACUUGGAUACUUCUGUCGAAUGACUGUGUAGGUUUCACAUACAUCAGACGUAUCCACAAAAAAAAGGGGGAGGGGGAAUUUAAGUUAAAGAUUACAUAUGCAGAAGCUAAGAAUUUUACGUUUGGCCCCUUUUCAGAGUUUGAUGAUGUUGCAUAAAUUCCCUGAAUGAUGAUGGUAGGACAGGUGCAUUUUCACAUGCAGUCUUUAUUUUGAGCUUGAAUGGUGGAGCAGUGUCCUCCACACUUUCCUUUUAUGGAUGGUACAGUGAUCUCAAGCUUGAUGCUUUUUUUUUUUUUGCAAAAUAUACUUUGUGAGCACAUACUCAUGUGAGCACUUUAAUCAAUAGCAUGCUGAUAGUGUUAUUUCAUGUUUUGUACCAUCACAAAAAUCCAUGGCCACGUGUUUCAUGUGACUUCUUAUCUUAAAUUUGUGUGGAUCUUAAAUUCUAUGUGUUUUGUGAGAAAAUAAGUUACAAAUUGAGAGGAUCCUCCGAGUACAAGUGCCAGCACAUUGGUGUAAGUUACUGAGGUUUGUAAAUGUAUUUUCCAGCUAUAGAUGUUUGUUACUUGUAAUUUUUUUUUAUCAUGGAUUGUGAGACUGGAAAUUUGUGGAUAUAUUUCAGAUCAUUCAUCUUAUAUAAAAUUCUCAGAAAUAUUUUUAAGGCAGUACUCAUUGAUAAAUAUUUGUGAUUUUCCAGAGAUUUCUGGGCAGAAAAUAAUAAUAAAAAAAAUUGUCUUUUUUUCCAGGUACCUUUAAUCUUAAACUUUCAAUAAGAUGUUUAAAAUAACUUUUAGUACUAAAAAAAUAUUCCAGUAAAAAAUGUUAGUGUAUUCAUAUUUGUUCAUUUUUGCAAGGUACCAUUUAGGUGGCAGAAGUAGUACUUGUCACCUUAUCUGGUUUCUUAUUUGUGCAACAUAAUGUUUAACUGUUCUUAUUCCAUGUUUCUUCAAAGCUUUGGUUUUUUGCAUUUUUUAAAAGACAGUUAAUCUCUAUGACCACUAUUACUCUUUAUGGAACUGAGUGAACAAAAAUCAGUAAAUGAGAAAAAAAAAGACUAAAAAGAAAUAGUAAAACAAUGAUUACUGGCUGAAUUGGUUCAUAUUGGUCUGAGUGUGGAUUAUUUUUACAUUACUGGACAAUUAUUAAGAAACGUGAAAUGUACAAAAAAUUAAUCCUUUAAAGUAAUAAAUGCAUAUGUAAUAUUCAUUACCUUUUUUGUGAAAGGGGAGGUUGGGGAGUUUCACAGGUAAAAGCUAAUCCAAGUGCAAAAUUAUUUUUAAACAAGAUACUGACUGAUAAGAUCAGAAUCAAUUUUCUGUUCAUAAUAUGCAAGCCUUAGAAUUUCCAUCUGUGUUUCAAAAAGAAGCGAAGACCCCAUUUCUCACAAAGUGACCAAAAUGAGCUUGUUUUUAUGGUAACAACUCAGGAAUUGUCAUUAAUAUAGUCAAAAACUGUCUAAAUGGUCAUGUAUUUUCAGUGAGUAAAAGAUUGCUUGAGAGAGAUUAUUAACCUAUGGGAAUUAAUGCAAUUCUACUAGAACAUACAUGUCCAUAAUUCAAUCUUUUCUUCAACUUUUGAAUGUGGUGAAUUCACUUUGCUUUUUUUGUUGUUCAUUUAUACUUUGUGAACCCUCUCUAAAGGGAAAAUGGGUUAUGAUAUUUUUAGAAUAGCAGAGAAAGUGUCCAUUUAAACUUGAUGUGCUGCUUGCUUGGUGAGUAAAGGUUUCUGGUCAUAAUGA
This is a messenger RNA of Pomacea canaliculata, 2291 nucleotides long. Its product is annotated as activated RNA polymerase II transcriptional coactivator p15-like. Gene Ontology annotation, cellular component: transcription regulator complex; nucleus. Lineage: Eukaryota; Metazoa; Mollusca; Gastropoda; Architaenioglossa; Ampullariidae. The transcript is spliced from 5 exons. The record is from RefSeq and is a predicted model, not a curated record. Gene Ontology annotation, molecular function: transcription coactivator activity; DNA binding. Gene Ontology annotation, biological process: positive regulation of transcription initiation by RNA polymerase II. The coding region runs from base 60 to 446 and encodes 128 amino acids.